Molecule: messenger RNA, 1150 nt
Organism: Myxocyprinus asiaticus (Chinese sucker)
Lineage: Eukaryota; Metazoa; Chordata; Actinopteri; Cypriniformes; Catostomidae
Product: hepatitis A virus cellular receptor 1 homolog
Exons: 7
Coding region: 29-736 (235 amino acids)
Source: RefSeq, a predicted model, not a curated record
CAUGAAUGAGUGACUGUAAGCACAGAAAAUGAUUGUUUUACUAUUUGUUAUAACAUUGAGCAUCGUCGUAUCAACCUGCAGUGAAUCAUCUAAACUGGUGGUCGGACAGGUUGGGGAUACAGUUACUCUUCCAUGUAAAUAUGACAUUGACGCACAUGGCAUAUUAAACAUUUGUUGGGGGAGACACCAGUCAUGGUUCAGCUGUAAGAACACUGUUAUCACCACCGAUGGCUUGCAUGUGAACUACAGAGAGUCGCAUAGAUUCAACUUGGCCAGUGAACUCAACCGAGGUGAUGUUUCACUCACUAUCAGGGUUGCUCAAAAAAGGGAUGCCGGGCUGUAUGUGUGCCGUAUCGAGAUCCCUGGACCUUUCAAUGACAUUAGAUACAAUGUUUAUCUGUUCAUCAGCAAUGGACUGGAGAUGGAUACAAAGAGAGUCAUCUCAGAUACACAACUGGACCCAAUGACAAAGCAGGAAAAGCAAGUUUACUAUGUAUCGGACCCAACCACAAUCAUUCCUGAGCUAUAUAUUACAUCAGAAGAGACAACUGCAGAUGUUACUGAUGUCUACAUUAGUGAGCCCGAUGCAGUUGUCCAUACUGAGGAAACAAUGGAAAUAUUUGUCAUAAGUACUGUCAGAGUGGGAGCCAUUGUCUUCGUCCCUGGAUUAAUCAUCAUACUUCUGUUCAGACUGCGGUGCUCCAGAGAACACACCACCAGCUGCAGCGAAUUUUAAACAUUGCCAUGUGAUGUAGUCAGGAUUCGACUGUGAAUGGAGCACAUAAUGAUAUGUUCUCUGUACCUAAUAUUUAUAAAAUAACUGAUCAGGAGACUACUGUAUAAACUUACUCUUGAGUGAAAUGUGAAAUAUUAAAUAACUUACAUACAGUGAGGUUGUUUAAAAUUUCCUCAGUGAAAUAUGUAGAAAGUGGAACAAUGUUUUUUAUGUCUGGUAUGGAAGUCUUUUUGAGAAAAGGCAUACCACACAACAGCUUGAUUCAACAGUGGCCUCUAGAGGUGUUGUAUCAAAAGUUCGAUCUAAGUAAAUAAAUGUAUACAUAAAUAAAAUCCUAACAGACUCAGAUGUGCUUAUUUGUAGCAUCAUUGCAUUGUUCCAUUUUUUUUUUUUUUUUUUUUUUUUUUUUUACAG